AUGAGAACACGUGCAAAAAAAAUCCUUUACUACUCUGGUAUUCUUUCAAUAGAAGUGAUAGCAUACUAUAUUUGCAUAUAUUUAUACUUUACUACAGAACAGCACAGUUAUAUACUUCUAUCCUUCAUUUACAUCCUCGGGGUUCUAUCUGGCUGCUUGACUAGAAGCUUGUCAAGUUUAUCCAAUCUGUUAUUAGUUAAGACACUAGCUACAUUUUUCUAUUCAAAGAUUAUGUAUGAGCUCUUUGUCAUAGCACGGAUAUUAGUCGGGGUUGAUAAAAAUUUUGAUAUUUGUCUGAUAGUAAUAGCUUUAAUGAACAUUUUGAGAGGAAUGCUAAAGAAUGGUCUGUCUUCCAACUUUAGUACAAGUAAAAAGAUGGAGUACUACAAUGAUAUUAUUAAACUCGAGAGGUUUAUUAUACGGCUAAUGAAUAGAAGCUCGCAUGUACAUUUUACUGAUGAAAUGGUCAAAAACUAUAUACUUUGUACAGCAGACAAGUCAGACAAAAGGCCAAAUGCUUGGGAAGCUACGAUCCAGGAAUACUAUUCGGUAUUCUUUGCGAUAAUCCUGAAUUGA
Messenger RNA from Vittaforma corneae ATCC 50505, 576 nucleotides. RefSeq lists its product as uncharacterized. The transcript has a single exon. The coding region runs from base 1 to 576 and encodes 191 amino acids. The record is from RefSeq and is a predicted model, not a curated record. NCBI's taxonomy places the organism in Eukaryota, Fungi, Microsporidia, Nosematidae.